GGGAUUAAAAGAAUAUCUGGCAACCCUGACCUACACGUUCCAGUGCGUCUGCACGGCAGUUAAGUGACAGCGCGAGCGGUAAGAGCUGUUCCUUAAUAUCUCUUCUUUACGACUUCGCCAUGUCGCUCCCACGACAGCUGAGAGACGAAAGUGAUUUUGAGCAGCUGCCGCACAACGUGCCAGUCAGCGCCACCAUCGCAGACGUCGAGGAGAAGAAGGGCUUUAUAGUCUACUUUCGCUUUGUGAUCGAGGUGAAGACUAAAGGAGGCAGCAAAUACCUGAUCUAUCGCAGGUAUCGCGAGUUCUACACCCUGCAUCAGAACCUGGAGCAGAAGUUCUCCCCCGAGUCUGGGUCAGGACCCUACAGCGUUACACUGCCCACUCUACCAGGCAAAGUGUAUGUGGGCAACAAACAGGAAAUAGCAGAAAACAGGAUCCCGGAGCUCAACACAUACAUGAAGAAGUUGCUGUGUUUGCCUAUCUGGGUUCUGUUGGACGAUUUGAUCCGGAUGUUUUUCUAUCAGACUGAAUACGACAGUCUUCAGGUCCCCAAAGCGCUCCGGCGCCUUCGACCCCCAACACGCAAAGUAAAAACCGAGAAACAGCCCAAGACAGACCUGCUCUCUUCCCCCAGAGCCGAGGCCUUGUUUGACUUCAACGGGAACGGGCGCCUGGAGCUGAGCCUGAAGACUGGAGACGUGAUCUUUCUCCUGCGCAGAGUCAAUGCCGACUGGCUAGAGGGCACGGUUAAAGACAGGAUAGGCAUUUUCCCGGAGUCGUUUGUAAAGAUCAUUAAGCCUCUACCUGAGAGCGACUCAGAUGAAGAGAAAAAAGGUGGUCCAGGUUCUUACAGCUGCCUGCACUGCUGCCUGAUGCACCCCGGAGGUGUCGAUGAAAGGGAUGUGUGUGUAGAAGAAGAUCUCUCCAUCCAGCCGUCGUACUCCGACCUUCUUGCACGCAUGAAGGAGGUGUUUCAGGUCGAGGACAUUGCACUAAACUACCGUGACCCUGAAGGAGAUCUGGUGCGCAUCCUGGACGACGAGGACGUGGCCCUCAUGGUGCAAGAGAGCAAACGCCAUGGGUCAAAGGUCAAGAGGCCCGUCAACCAGUAUCCGUGGGAACUUUGUGUCACACAUUCCAACAAUCUGUCUGUGUACAACACUGAGUACUGAAAUGUGUGUGUGUGUGUGUGUGUGUGUGUGUGUGUGUGCGCAUGCGUGUUUACAUUGCCUAUGAAUGAAGGUCAUUUCCUCAGGUUUGUGUGAUGCUGCACGCGUCAUGGCAGACGCCGAAUUCCAACACUGUUUUUGAAACGCUGUCGUCAUACUUGCUAGCUAGUGUGACUAGCUCAGCGUUCAUAUUUCCAGUUGCCUAGCAACAGUAUGUCAUUUUUAGUUGAAAUAACUACACAAAACCUGUAACAGUUGUUUGAUUUUUGAAGUAUUAAGCAUAUUUACACAUCUUCAACAUCUUGAUUUCCUUCUCGUUGCACUUGACUCGAUCCCUCCGGCCUCCCAAAUGCCCACGACAAGUUUCACUAAAGAACUGAAACAGCCUUAAAAAACAAGGCAAACUGGACAGGGCUGUCUCUAAAAGGGCACUGGAACUCGGGCAGAUGUUUGGUUCCGUAUUUCACAGAAGAGUUUAUACAGAAAAUCAUUUCAUGAGCUUGAUCCCACUGCUGAGCGUGGCAUGCUCACCAGAUCCAUCCUUAAUCAAUCCCCAUAUACAUAUAUACAAUAUAUCACAAUAUUCAGUGUGCAAGGUAUUGUUAUCAUGGACACUGUGUGUGUGUGUGUGUGUGUGUGUGUGUGUGUGUGUGUGUGUGUGUGUGUGUGUGUUUGUCCCCUUUGGGUACAAACUUCUCCAUUUAGUUCCUGGAAUAUUUACCCAGCAGAAAGUUUCCAGUAUUUCUUCUGCCACAAAGCAUGUGGGCACACACACACACACACACACACACACACACACACAGUAAUAUUAGAUGUGCCAAAAGUGCAAAAUUGCACAAUAUGUUUCAUGAAUGUUGCUUAUGUGGAUAAAAUAUUAUAUAAAUUGCUAUACUAAUAUGUAAACUUGUGAUUUUGUAAUUGCAAUUCUACAUUUUACAAGCUUUCACA
Molecule: messenger RNA, 2117 nt
Organism: Pangasianodon hypophthalmus (striped catfish)
Lineage: Eukaryota; Metazoa; Chordata; Actinopteri; Siluriformes; Pangasiidae
Gene: ncf4
Product: neutrophil cytosolic factor 4
Exons: 10
Coding region: 120-1172 (350 amino acids)
Biological process (GO): superoxide anion generation; phagocytosis; respiratory burst
Cellular component (GO): NADPH oxidase complex
Molecular function (GO): phosphatidylinositol binding; protein binding; superoxide-generating NADPH oxidase activator activity
Source: RefSeq, a predicted model, not a curated record